CAUCGCUUGGCUCAUUUGCCUUUUGCCGACGAAUUAGCCGGAGAAUGUCAGAUGAAACGGUUGUGCCGGCCGCCGGAGGUCGCUUCCACGGUCGAUUGGAAUUUGGAAGAGAUGAGUUGAAACACUAACCGAAAAUCAAUCAGCCCAUCAGCCGGCGGAGGGCCGGCUAGGUUAAGGCCUAAGGGCAAUGAGGCUUUUGAUAAGUCUUGGCUUGGAAUUUUUGGGCUCGUUCUCUCUUCCAAUUGGCUGGCACUUCAGCUUUAGCGUAUUGAAAGCGAGAAACUUUUGAAGUGAUGAGGAAAUGGCCAUUGUUUGCCGGACCCUGCUCUCGUAUUCGCAGCUCCGUCGCCCUCCUCGGAAUCAGAUGCUCUCCAUUGUUCCCACUCUGUCCUUCUCAAACUGCCCUCCCAAGUUGCACAAAUUCACCAAACUGCCACCUUUCUAUACCUCUUUGAAGCUCUCCACCGACCCAUUAGAGCUCAGAACUUUAUUAGCAUCUUCGUCAUCGUCGUCGUCGUCAUCAUCCAUGGAGUCUCCCCCUGAAGGUUACAGAAGAAACGUGGGUAUCUGUCUCAUCAACCCAUCUAAGAAGAUAUUUGCUGCUUCAAGACUGGACAUACCGGAUUCUUGGCAGAUGCCACAGGGUUGCAUUGACGACAGCGAAGAUCCAAAAGCUGCUGCUCUCCGUGAACUAAAAGAAGAGACGGGAGUCAUCUCUGCAGAGAUCCUUGCAGAGGCACCCCUUUGGGUGACAUACGACUUCCCUCCACAUGUCAGGGAAAAGCUUAAACAACAAUGGGGAACUGACUGGAAAGGUCAAGCACAAAAGUGGUUUCUGCUCAAGUUCACUGGGAAGGAAGAGGAGGAGAUCAAUCUGUUGGGUGACGGCAGUGAGAAACCGGAGUUUGGGGAAUGGUCGUGGAUGUCAGCUGACGAAGUAAUCGAUCGCGCGGUAGAUUUCAAGAAGCCAGUCUACAAGGAAGUGUUCUCAGCCUUCCACCCUCACCUUCAGUAAACACAGGAAUGGCUUUUCGCUUCGCAACUACGGCCGAGAUUCAUCUUCAACUCACACUCACGUACAUUUCCUUUCAAUGUCACCAUGAAUUACAGGAAGUGCCGUGUAAAAAUUCUUAAAUUCUAGGUAAGGUGGGUUUGUUGUUUGAUGGUGACUGUUGUGUGAUGAUGCGAGGGCACGCUGAGAAGGUGUUCGAUGAAAUGCCUGAAAGAGACGGUUUCUGUUUCGGUUGGACUACCGCCAUUGCUGUAAACCUCCAUUCUCCCGGGUUCGGAUUGUUAUCGGCGGCGGGCGAUUCUCCGUAUUGAUUCCUUUUAUAUAUUUUUAAUGGUGGGCGGCGGAGAAAACGAGAGAAUGGAGGAGAGAGAUAAUAACAAAAGGAACGUUCU
This is a messenger RNA of Linum trigynum, 1404 nucleotides long. NCBI's taxonomy places the organism in Eukaryota, Viridiplantae, Streptophyta, Magnoliopsida, Malpighiales, Linaceae. The record is from the annotation of a GenBank genome assembly.